Drosophila ficusphila is the source of this 794-nucleotide messenger RNA. RefSeq names its product deoxyuridine 5'-triphosphate nucleotidohydrolase (gene dUTPase). The coding region runs from base 74 to 640 and encodes 188 amino acids. The record is from RefSeq and is a predicted model, not a curated record. Gene Ontology annotation, biological process: dUTP catabolic process; dUMP biosynthetic process. Gene Ontology annotation, molecular function: magnesium ion binding; dUTP diphosphatase activity. Lineage: Eukaryota; Metazoa; Arthropoda; Insecta; Diptera; Drosophilidae. The transcript has a single exon.
CGCCAUUUUUCGCGAAUAGGUAAAAGGAAUAGUUUGAGCUUUGUUCACUCUGUUAAAAAACACUCUGCUCCAGAUGCCAUCGCCUGAUUUCGAGGAUAUUCCAGCUGCCAAGAAGAUGAAGAUCGACAAGUGUGUCCUGCGAUUCGCCAAGCUGACUGAAAAUGCACUGGAACCGGUGCGGGGAUCCGCCAAAGCGGCAGGAGUUGACCUGCGUAGCGCCUACGAUUUGGUGGUUCCUGCUCGAGGAAAGGCCAUCGUGAAGACCGAUCUGCAGGUCCAGGUUCCGGAGGGUUCGUACGGCCGGGUGGCUCCACGGUCCGGACUCGCCGUUAAGAACUUCAUCGAUGUGGGCGCCGGCGUGGUCGAUGAGGAUUACCGCGGCAACCUUGGUGUCGUGUUGUUCAACCACUCGGACGUGGAGUUCGAGGUGAAGCGCGGGGAUCGCAUUGCCCAGUUCAUCUGCGAGCGCAUCUUUCAUCCGGAACUCGAGCUGGUCGACAAACUGGAGGACACCGAACGCGGCGAGGGAGGUUUCGGGUCCACCGGAGUCAAAGAUCUGCCGGCGGCCAAGGCUCAAAAUGGCAAUGGGGAGAAGGCUGCCGAGCCGGAGGCUGCUGCUCCUGCUCCCAUUGCCACGUAGGAGAGCGAAUCUUAAUAUUGUUAAGCACACAUCGCCCUUUGAGGCCACACAUCCUAAGGCCUUCAUGUCCAUAAGACAAAAGUUUCAUUCCCGUAUGUUUAAAUGAAAUCAUUAAACCAUGUUAAAUAAAGCCUGAUACUUAACCAACAACAAA